CCCAAAAGGGGAUUCUGGGGCACCGGCAGCUGAAGUCUUCCUUUGGCAAGAUGGCGCCAGGAAGCAGUGGCGGUGGUGGUAGGCCUUGCUCGAAAAGCAAUGCCGAUUCCGGUUUCCUGGGGCUGCGGCCCACUUCGGUGGACCCGGCGCUAAGGCGGCGGCGGCGAGGCCCGAGAAAUAAGAAGCGGGGCUGGCGGCGGCUCGCUGAGGAGCCACUGGGGCUGGAGGUUGAUCAGUUCCUGGAGGACGUGCGGUUGCAGGAGCGCACGAGCGGAGGCUUGGUGUCAGAGGCCCCCAACGAAAAGCUCUUCUUCGUGGACACUGGCUCCAAGCAAAAAGAGCUGAAAAAGAAGAGGACCAAAUUCCAGAAAAAGUCACUGCUUCUCAAGAAACCCCUUCGUGUCGACCUCAUCCUUGAGAACACAUCCAAGGUCCCUGCCCCCAAAGACAUCCUCGCUCACCAGGCCCCCAAUGCCAAGAAACUCCGGCGGAAGGAGCAGCUAUGGGAGAAGCUGGCGAAGCAGGGCGAGCUGCCCCGAGAGGUGCGCAGGGCCCAGGCCCGGCUUCUCAACCCUCCUGUGGCCAAGGCCAAGCCCGGGCCCCAGGACACCGUCGAGCGGCCCUUCUACGACCUCUGGGCCCUGGACAACCCUCUGGACAGGCCGUUGGUUGGCCAGGACGAGUUUUUCUUGGAGCAGACUAAGAAGAAAGGAGUGAAGCGGCCACCACGUCUCCACACCAAGCCCUCCCAGGCUCCCGCCGUGGAGGUGAUGCCUGCUGGAGCCUCCUACAACCCGUCCUUUGAAGACCACCAGACCCUGCUGUCAGCAGCGCAUGAGGUGGAGCUGCAGCGGCAGAAGGAGGCGGAGAAGCUGGAGCGGCAGCUGGCCCUGCCCACCGGGGAGCAGGCCGCCACCCAGGAGUCCACGUUCCGGGAGCUCUGCGAGGGGCUGCUGGAGGAGUCCGAUGGCGAGGGGGAGCCGGGCGAGGGCAAGAGCCCCAGGGUCGCAGAAGCUGAGGCCGGCCUCGCGCCCGCCCGCCUGGCCACCGCUGAGAAGAAGACGGAGCAGCAGCGGCGGCGGGAGAAGGAGGCCCGCAGGCUGCGGGCACAGCAGGCUGCGGUGCGGGCCGCCCGGCUCCGGCACCAGGAGCUGUUCAGGCUCCGCGGGAUCAAGGCCCAGGUGGCCCGGCGGCUGGCGGAGCUGGCGCUGCGGCGGAGGCGGCGGCAGGCACAGCGGCUGGCCGAGGCCGACAAGCCCCGCAGGCUGGGGCGGCUCAAGUAUCAGGCCCCCGACAUUGACGUGCAGCUCAGCUCGGAGCUGUCGGACUCGCUCAGGACCCUGAAGCCCGAGGGCAACAUCCUCCGAGACCGGUUCAAGAGCUUCCAGAGGAGGAAUAUGAUCGAGCCUCGUGAGAGAGCCAAGUUCAAGCGCAAGUACAAAGUGAAGCUUGUGGAGAAGCGGGCGUUCCGUGAGAUCCAGUGA
Messenger RNA from Lemur catta (Ring-tailed lemur), 1484 nucleotides. It is a transcript of the gene NOP53, whose product is annotated as NOP53 ribosome biogenesis factor. Gene Ontology annotation, cellular component: nucleolus. The record is from RefSeq and is a predicted model, not a curated record. The transcript is spliced from 12 exons. The coding region runs from base 51 to 1484 and encodes 477 amino acids. Gene Ontology annotation, molecular function: 5S rRNA binding. Gene Ontology annotation, biological process: ribosomal large subunit assembly; rRNA processing. Lineage: Eukaryota; Metazoa; Chordata; Mammalia; Primates; Lemuridae.